GGGCGUGUGCGUAGAGGACGACCAAGCACAUCAGUUCAUUGUCGGCAUUGAAGAUUCGGCUUCAGGACCAAGGAGGCUCGCGGGAAAAAGUAGACUUUUCCCCGCAAACAACCUCGCAUCGUGUUUAUUCGUGGCGAAAAUCGUUAACAGUCGUCAGCCAUGAAGUUGCUGUGGGCUCUCGCUGCCCUACUUUUGUGCUGUUGGCGAGCCGACGCGUCCACAGCGGGUUUUAUAAAAUCCCCCCUCUCUCAGAUCAAACUAAUCAACGACAGUGCGGAGCUGCACUGUGAGGUAGUAGGGAACCCCAUUCCUGAGGUGCAGUGGUGGUUUGUAGAAGGCGAGGAGUCCAAUGAGACGCUCACCCAGCUGUUCGAUGGGGCACGAAAUGAGCGCGUCAGAAUAAAUGCCACAUACAUAGCUCACGCCGCCAGCACCAUUCACCUCCUCAGCCUCACUCUUGACGACACGGGCACAUACGAGUGCCGCGCUUCCAACGACCCCGACCGCAAUGAUCUGAAGAAGACGCCCAAAAUCAAGUGGAUCCGCUCGCAGGCAAACAUUAUUGCAAUCGAAAGCCCACAAAUCAAUGUUGAACCUUCUGAGGUCAGCAACCAAACCUCUGCCAUUCUCACCUGCAACUUAACGGAUUCCACCCUUUCCAGUAAGGGUUCCUACUGGACACACAAUGAUAAACCCAUUGAAAAGUCAAGGUCCUCUUCUUCUAACUAUGCUUCAUACAAUUUGGAGAAGAUCACCUAUCAUCAGUCUGGACGCUAUGAAUGUGUGUUUGAGACUGACCCACUAGUGAAGCGGGUCAUUGAGGUGAAAACACUUCCUUAUGUUGGAGCCUAUAAGCACUCGGAGCACGGUAAUGAGAAUGACAAAAGUGUGCUCACUUGUGUUGCUCAUGGUCACCCCCUUCCCACUGAUUGGAUGUGGUAUAAAGAGGAGGGCAGCGAACUAAAGGCUAUUGUUAAUGGCACUCAGAGAUAUGAGAUCAAGAGCACCCCUAACAAGACCAUGCUGACCAUUGAAGACCUGAACAUUGAGUCUGACGGUGGAUACUACUUCUGCUCUGGAAACAAUGAACUUGGCCAAAACAAGGACAAGAUCUUUCUCCGUGUCCGGAGUCGCCUGGCUGCUCUCUGGCCCUUCCUGGGCAUUGUGGCCGAGGUCAUCAUCCUUGUGACGGUCAUCUUCAUCUAUGAAAAGAGGAGAAAGCCCGAUGACGUCACUGAUGACGAUGACUCAGGAGCUGCUCCUCUGAAGAGCAAUUCUACUGCAAACCACAAGGAGAAGAAUGUGAGGCAAAGAAAUGCAAACUAAGAAAAUGAAGGAGAUGGAUGUCAAGUUGGCACUCCAGGAUUCAACUGUUGUGUGGCACAUUAUAUUGUGCAAUACAAUUUUUAAAGUACCUUUUUUGUGCUUGAGUGUUGAUGUUUUAGGAGAAUAAUUUUCCUUUUUUUUUUUUUUUUUUUUUUUUCCUUUUUUAUGCUUAAAUUUUUAACAUUGUGCAGGCAGGAUGUAGUGUGAAACAACCCUUUCUGCUUGAGGCCAUGAGACAAAUAUUGCAUGAGUUUUAAAGCUGUUCUAGCCAAGCGUGUGGUGUAAAAAAUUACAUGAGAAUGCAUAGUUUUGUGAUCUUCAGUUUUUUUUAUGCUCAAGCUUUCCUGCACAGGACUAACAUAAAGCCACAUUUCAUUCUCUGAUUUGGAACACUCACUUGUGAAGAAGCACAAGUGAGUGUACUUUUGAUCCAGAUAGUUGCCAUCCUUGUUUUAAAACAUACAAGUUUACUGGAAUUCAUGUAUGAUUUGUUGCAACCCCUCAAACGUUGCUCUGCAGAGUUUUACUUUGCCUUAAACUGCUUUUCAUGUGGGUUCUUUUUUUCUUUCCUUCAUUCUUUAAAAACCUGGAAACAUUGGGUUAGAUCUGAGGCUUUAAAUUUACUUCACAAUUUACUAACAUUCAAUUUGUGACUUUUUAUUUUUAUUUUUUUAAAGAACAGCAUUUAGUAAUGUUUUAUUUUGUUUUCCCCUCAGAUUAAAAUUGGGGCACAUGUUGUUGCUCAGUUAACCACCCCAGUAUAAGAGGAUUAUUUUGGACCAAGUGCAAAAUAUUUUAGGUGUUGCACCAGUGCAGUGCAACUUCAGCAAUGUGCACGCAUUAAAAAAAAAAAAAAAUACUACUGAAUUUUUUUUCCUCUUUGCUUCUUGUGAUCUGAAACAGUUAUCUGAUUGUUGAAUGGUUUUCUGUCCUCUUCACUGUGUAGAUAAUCCAGAAGCCAUAUAUUCCAUUUAACCUGAACAACGUGGUGAUUGAAUGUUACAUUAUAGAGUUUCAAGAUUUAAAGACUUAGCCAGAAUUGUGUAAAGUGCUGUACCUUCCAUCAACGUGGAAUACCAUUCUUUGUACAACUUGCACAAACUGAAAUAAAGAUAUUGAAAUUUAAAACUG
Molecule: messenger RNA, 2457 nt
Organism: Xiphophorus couchianus (Monterrey platyfish)
Lineage: Eukaryota; Metazoa; Chordata; Actinopteri; Cyprinodontiformes; Poeciliidae
Gene: bsg
Product: basigin
Exons: 9
Coding region: 160-1326 (388 amino acids)
Biological process (GO): axon guidance; dendrite self-avoidance; homophilic cell-cell adhesion
Cellular component (GO): axon; plasma membrane
Molecular function (GO): cell-cell adhesion mediator activity
Source: RefSeq, a predicted model, not a curated record